Tachysurus vachellii is the source of this 1128-nucleotide messenger RNA. RefSeq names its product FKBP prolyl isomerase 14 (gene fkbp14). Lineage: Eukaryota; Metazoa; Chordata; Actinopteri; Siluriformes; Bagridae. The record is from RefSeq and is a predicted model, not a curated record. The coding region runs from base 160 to 795 and encodes 211 amino acids. Gene Ontology annotation, molecular function: peptidyl-prolyl cis-trans isomerase activity; calcium ion binding. The transcript is spliced from 4 exons.
UGUUUGGGAGUGUAGAAAUUGGAUGCCACGUAGUCGAGGGGGGAUUCAGACUGGAUUCCGCUGGAAUUCAGACGUUUUGUUACUUUUUCUGCAUAACAAACUAGAGAACAUCCCGCUCUCAGUGUAUUGACAGAUAUCUGACGUAUUAUUUAGUUUGAAAUGAUGCUGGAAUUUUGGCUGUGCUUACUUUCAGCUCUGUUUUUGUGCCUUCAUGGCGCAAAACUUCCGGAACCGGAGGUGAAAAUUGAAGUUUUGUACAAACCUUUUCUGUGUCAUCGAAAAACCAAAUAUGGGGAUCUGCUUCUGGUGCAUUACGACGGAUUUCUGGAGAGUAACGGGACAAUGUUUCAUUCCAGCCGUCAAGAGGGUGAUAAACACCCAGUAUGGUUUACCCUGGGGAUCCGGGAGGUGAUCAAAGGAUGGGACAAGGGACUUCAAAACAUGUGCACAGGCGAGAAAAGAAAGCUGACCAUCCCACCAUCUCUGGCAUACGGCAAGGAAGGCAAAGGAAAGAUCCCACCAGAGAGCUCCCUGAUCUUUGACAUAGAACUCAUAGAGAUCAGGAAUGGCCCCAGGUCGCAUGAGUCAUUUCAGGAAAUGGACCUAAAUGAUGACUGGAAGCUCUCCAAGUCUGAGGUUAAAGAGUAUCUGCGUAAAGAGUUUGAGAGACAUGGAUACCCUCCCAAUGACACUCAUCAUGAAACUAUGGUAGAAGACAUCUUUCAACAGGAGGAUGAUGAUGAGGAUGGCUUUAUAUCUGCGCGAGAAUUCACAUACCAACAUGAUGAAUUAUAAAAGAAAUAAGUUACUCUCUUGCCAUUAGCAAUGAUCAGUGUUAAAAGAGAUGUUGUAUACAGCCUGUUAGUAUUGGUUUACAUUUAUAUAUGACAGCCUUCAGUAUCUGAAAAUGAUGAUUGCUGUUACAGUUCAUGUAAACAAGCAUCUGGGAGCAGUUAAGUGUUAAGGCCUGCUGAAUUUCUUCUUGAAAAUGACACAAAAAUACUUUUUGUCUCAAAAGAUCUAUCAAAGUCAACCAUGAUCUCAAGUACACUCCAAGAACUGUGAAAUUGUGCCUUUAACUGAGAUAUGGCACAUUUAGAAGAUGUUUAAAAUAAAGCUGUACAGUAC